Molecule: messenger RNA, 803 nt
Organism: Cricetulus griseus (Chinese hamster)
Lineage: Eukaryota; Metazoa; Chordata; Mammalia; Rodentia; Cricetidae
Source: RefSeq, a predicted model, not a curated record
AACUUGGAAUUAAUUUUGAUCAUAUAUGGCAGAAAACGUUGACAGUGCUAAACCCGAUGAAGCCAGCAGAUGGCAGCAUCAUGAACGAAACAGAUCUCACAGGACCCAUUCUUUUCUGUGUGGCCCUGGGAGCCACGAUGCUUAUGGCAGGAAAAGCCCAGUUUGGUUAUGUAUAUGGCAUGAGUGCCAUUGGCUGUCUUGUGAUUCACACCUUACUAAACUUGAUGAGUUCUGCAGGGGUGUCAUAUGGCUGUGUGGCCAGUGUGCUGGGAUAUUGUUUGCUGCCCAUGGUCAUCUUGUCCAGCUGUGCCAUCUUCUUUUCAUUGCAGGGCACCCUUGGAACUGUGACAGCCCUGCUCAUCAUCACCUGGUGCAGUCUCUCAGCUUCUAAGAUCUUCAUUUCAGCCUUGGCCAUGGAAGGACAACAGCUUCUUGUUGCUUACCCCUGUGCCUUAUUUUACGGACUGUUUGCCCUUUUGACAGUUUUCUGAAGACUGUCUGAUGUGGCUUUGCUACAUCCCACUUGCUUGCUGUUCAGAUUUUUCUGGAAGUGCAUUAGCACUCAAAUUCAGCACGAUAACUUCUGUUUUAUUGCUGUUGAGUGAAUAUUAAGCAGAGAGACAAAACAGCACUCAAGGAUAGUGCUCUAAUAGCCUGUUUGGUGGGGAUGAUGUUUUGAGUUUUCAGCUUGGAGCAUUAAAACACUUAAAAUAUUUUGAAAUAUUAAGAGAUACAGUCUCUGUGCUGAUAGAUGCUGCUUUUUCUCAUCUCAAUAGACAUGUUUCUGAGAAACUGAAAGUAAA